Prunus mume (Japanese apricot) is the source of this 543-nucleotide messenger RNA. The record is from RefSeq and is a predicted model, not a curated record. NCBI's taxonomy places the organism in Eukaryota, Viridiplantae, Streptophyta, Magnoliopsida, Rosales, Rosaceae.
AUGGUGGGGAAGAAUUACAAGGUUAAAAGUCUGUCAAUGGAAUGGACCAAUCAAGCAUCUGAGGCCGGAAUUGCAAAAUGGCGUGGAUCAGUCGGUGGCAUUGUUGAUGCACCUAUAGACCAAGUCUGGAGUAUGGUUUCUCAAACUAAAAGACUAACAGAAUGGAUGCCAAUGGUUGAGCGCUGCACUGAUUUAGCUGGAGAUGAAGGUGUUCCGGGCUAUGUUCGGUUAGUCUCUGGCUUCAUGUUCCCACAAGAAGAUGGAGACAGGUCAUGGAUCAAGGAGAAGCUGGUGUCCAUAGAUUCAUCAAGACAUAAUUAUGUGUACAAAUUGGAAGCCAGCAAUGUAGGUUUAGAUGGGUCUGUGAAUUCAGUAAAGCUUGUAGAUUAUGGGAAUGAUUCAACACUAGUUGACUGGUCAUUUGAGGUAAACCCCUUGGAAGGUACAUGUGAGGACAGCAUUAUAGAUUAUCUAGGAUUUCUCUAUAAAUCUUGCAUUAACCGGAUUGAGGCUGCUAUAGAAGCAGCAUCCAAGAAAGUUUAA